Molecule: messenger RNA, 2181 nt
Organism: Ictalurus furcatus (blue catfish)
Lineage: Eukaryota; Metazoa; Chordata; Actinopteri; Siluriformes; Ictaluridae
Gene: pinx1
Product: PIN2 (TERF1) interacting telomerase inhibitor 1
Exons: 7
Coding region: 38-1237 (399 amino acids)
Biological process (GO): regulation of ribosome biogenesis
Cellular component (GO): nucleolus
Molecular function (GO): telomerase inhibitor activity; nucleic acid binding
Source: RefSeq, a predicted model, not a curated record
CCUCUCGGAUUCGGCCCAUGUGUAACAGAACCCCGAGAUGUCCAUGCUUGCUGAGCCUCGUCGAAAGCAGAAGUGGUCUGUGGACCCGAGGAACAGCACGUGGAGCAGUGAUGACUCCAAGUUCGGGCAGAAGAUGCUGGAACGAAUGGGCUGGUCUAAAGGGAAGGGUCUUGGCAAAAGUGAGCAGGGUGCUACAGAGCAUAUCAAGGUUAAAGUGAAGAACAACAGUUUGGGUUUAGGCACCUCAAUCAACCACGAGGAUAACUGGAUUGCUCAUCAGGACGAUUUUAAUCAGCUUCUUGCCGAACUGAACAACUGCCAUGGGCAGAACAGCACUGAAGAGCCGUCCCCAGAACAGACACAAGGUUUCAGCUUGGAGGAGAAAUCCAAGACGUCUAAAAAAAGGGUCCAUUACAUGAAGUUCACCAAAGGGAAGGAUCUGUCCAGUCGCAGUGAAACAGACCUCGCUUGCAUCUUCGGUAAAAGAGCCAAACAGAUGAGAAAUCAGGAUGAGGCAAGCAACAGUACCGAUUCUCAGGAGGAGAACGAGCAGGACGGCGAUGACAAGGAUGGUCCAUCAAACCCCGAGGUGGAACUCAACACAGUGACCAGUGCUCUGACCAUGCAGGAAUACUUUGCUCAGCGGAUGGCACAAUUAAAGAAAGGUCGCGCUGAGAACCAGUCCUCUGUUCCCAUUCCUGAAACCAACGGUGACCUGCAAUCCCAGUCAGCGACACCAAAAUCCACAGAGGACUCUCCCAACACCAGCGACAUGGAGGAAAAAGAAAAAAAAAGAAAGAAAAAAAAUAGAAAGAAUGACCAACACGGCGACGAGGAAAGGGUGGAAGAAACUGAUGAAGCCCCAGUGACAGAAGAGAUUACUGUUGUAGAGCAGGCUGACUCGGACAGCAAGACGAAGAAGAAGAAGAAAAAGAAGAAAGAGCGACAAGCUAGAGUGGAGGAGUGCUGUGUCCCAGCAGCAAAAGAAGACCCCACUGGGGAUAUACUGGCCCUUUCCACAGAGAAAAAGAAGAAAAGGAAAAACAAAGAAACGCCUACUCACACACCUACAGAUUCAAUUAACGAAGACGAUAAAGCAGAUAACGUCAUAGACACUGAGGUUUUGGAUAAAAAGCGAAAAAAGAGGAAGCGGAAAGAACAAGAGGAAGAGCAGACAGAAGUACUAGCAGAAAUGAAAUCCAAAAAGCACAAGAGAAGAAAGACAAAUGACAAUUAGGGAAUUAUACUUGAUUGGGUUGAGGUGUGUCUGUAAUUCAAUAAUAGGAACAGCAGCAAUUGAGCUUUUUAAAAAAAUUUUUUUUAGCUCAUUCUGAUUGUCUUAUCAUGGAAACCCAUUUCUAAGCAAAACAUCUAAUCAAUUGUAUUAAUCUAUGUAUUAGCGCAUUUUUAUUUCAUCAUUGCAUAUGAACAUUAAGUUACACCAUGUGGACAAACAGCGUCACUCAUUGCAAGUCGCCUUAAAUGUCUCAGUAAUCCCAAAUCUUAUUCUCAAAAGAGAAAUGCAACCCCUCUUAAAGGUUUUUUUUUUUUUAAAUCAUAAAUCACUGCCUAUGUCUUAUUGAAUGUCUAUAGGCAUAUGGGAAGAGUGUCAUAUCAGUGCAGCGAUCUGAAUCAAUUUUCAGUUUUCUUUGUUUUUAAAAUAGUCCUGCAUCCUCUUUCUUACUGUCAUACUCUCCCUCUUCCUGGUGUGAUGUAUGAAGCUUCUGAUGGAUUGUAGCCCACACCUAAGUGUUUAAAAAACAUACCUCACCCAUGAAAAGCUGAUGAGCAGUCAAAUUAAAAUGUAAGACUGGUGUUUUAAGUGGACAUUUUUUCCGCUAUGGACCGCACAAAUGUGAUGCUGAAUUCAAUCGUCUUUCCUUAAUUUGACUUUCAAAAUGUAGUUUCUUUGAAUGAUGUUGGUCAGUGAUAUUUAUGUAUUUACAGGCCCACUGUUUAUAAUGUCCAGGCCUUUAAUUAGCUUAAUAUCUCUGAUUUCACCAAUGAUGAAAUAGGCCUAUUUCACAUGUCAGUGGAUGUCCUGGGUCUAGGAUUAAUUCCCUGGUUGUCCCUCAGUGACUCACCUGGGUACUUAUAAGAUGAACUCUGCUAUGCUAUGGUGCUAUGAUUUUAAAUUGUAUGAAUUUUACACAUGGGCUAAUAAAAUGAAAUGUCAACCAG